AUGGGAGAUCCUGCUGUCCAGGAGGCUAUGGCUUCAGACCGGGCUUCCGAACCGCGGGAGCACAACCGGGCAGCGGCGGCGGCGACGGCGAUGCCGCUAGUAGACGGCAACGGUGUUGAUCCCUGCUCGGUUACUCGGGCUGUAAGCUCUGGUUCGGAAAAUGUAUCUUCCGCCUCAUCAGAGCCAGCGUCAGCGUCAGCACCCGCAUCCGCGGCGGUGCGGGGGACGGAGGGGGAGGUGAAUGCCGGGGCGGCGGGGCCGGGGCCGGGGCCGUCGUCGACGUGUGCGCGGGUGCCGUUCGGCGCGUCGGUGCAGUUCCUGAGCCCUAUCCGCGUGACGUUGACGCUGCCGACGGGCUACCCCGCGGCGGAGCCGCCAGCAGUGGAGCUGGCGUCGCUUUGGCUGACGGCGGCUCAGGCUGCCGUACUGGUAUCGGAGCUGCAGCAGCAGUGGCGGGCGAGUGGCGGCGGCGUGCCGAUUUUGUUCCUGUGGCUGGAUUGGCUGAAGUCCGAGGCUCUGCCGUACCUGGGUGUACGACAGGAGCUGGUGCUCAGCGCGAGCGAGUCGGCGGCAGCGGCAGCGGCGUGGCCAGGCGGCGCCGCCGCGGCAGCUGCCGCUGGAGGGGGGACACCGGAGGGGUUGGCGUUGUCACUGCUGCGCUAUUCGGCACGGCGCGAGGAGGAGAAAUUCAACGAGUCGAAUAUUAGGGCUAAGCUUCCGGUUUAA
Molecule: messenger RNA, 726 nt
Organism: Volvox carteri f. nagariensis
Lineage: Eukaryota; Viridiplantae; Chlorophyta; Chlorophyceae; Chlamydomonadales; Volvocaceae
Exons: 2
Coding region: 1-726 (241 amino acids)
Molecular function (GO): protein binding
Source: RefSeq, a predicted model, not a curated record